Messenger RNA from Funneliformis caledonium, 300 nucleotides. Lineage: Eukaryota; Fungi; Glomeromycota; Glomeromycetes; Glomerales; Glomeraceae. The record is from the annotation of a GenBank genome assembly.
AUGGUAGUAUUGCGAAUUUCUUGGAUUGUACUUUUGAUAGUCGUGAUUCUACUCACAAAUUCUCCAAUUGAGUCCGCUUCUGCUGCAAGAAAGCGUAACUUAAGUUCUCGUGAUAACGUAUUACGUUUGGCGGCCAGAAAUACACCCAUCUCAUUUACUGGAAGUUCUGUCAUAGCACGAGACGAUCAACCAGCUCCUCGAGCAUUACGCAAGAGAAAAUUAUCAAACGGAAAACGUUACAACAAUCAAUUUCCAAAAUUUCAUAAAAGAAACAAAAAGUACGCGACCUCUGAAAUUUAA